Messenger RNA from Wallemia ichthyophaga EXF-994, 1542 nucleotides. RefSeq names its product Purine-cytosine permease fcyB. NCBI's taxonomy places the organism in Eukaryota, Fungi, Basidiomycota, Wallemiomycetes, Wallemiales, Wallemiaceae. Gene Ontology annotation, molecular function: transmembrane transporter activity. The transcript has 9 exons. Gene Ontology annotation, cellular component: plasma membrane. Gene Ontology annotation, biological process: transmembrane transport. The coding region runs from base 1 to 1542 and encodes 513 amino acids. The record is from RefSeq and is a predicted model, not a curated record.
AUGGGCCAAUCGAGCGAAUCGAGCAGCCAGAAAGUCACUGUAAACUCUCUAAAGCUGCGAUACAAUGAAUUUCUCAUUAAAUCUUCUGUAUUUGGCUUGGAAGUGAGAGGUAUCCAACCUGUAGCAGAUCAUGAACGUACUCCUGGACUCGGACCUCUUAUAAACAUUUGGUGCAUCUGGAUCAGUGCAAACUCAACUGUACUCACUCUCUCCACUGGCGGUCUUGGCCCUGGCAGCUUCUCUAUGAGUCCACGCGACUCCUGCCUCUCCAUCCUCUUUUUCAAUCUCCUGGGCAACCUUCUCCCCGCGUAUCUCUCUACCUUCGGUCCUAAAUUAGGCAUGCGCCAGAUGUGUAUAGCGCGCUACUCGUUCGGCUACUAUCCUGUCAUACUCGUCUGUCUCCUCAACCUCAUCGGCAUGAUUGGUUUCUGCAGCCUGAACGCUGUUAGUGGCGCUCAAGUACUUUCUGCUGUCUCCUCUGACGACCUGAGCUCGUCUGUAGGGAUUGUUAUUAUCGCAGUGAUAGCCUUAUUCGUCUCAUUCGCGGGUUUAAGACUGUUGCAUACCUUUGAAAGGUAUGCAUGGGCUGUGUCUUUUCUCAUGUUCGUCUUCGUUGCCUCGUGCGCUGGUAGACAACUCCCCGCCAUCCACUCCGUCCCCUUCGAACCUGCUACAGCUGGAUCUGUAUUAAGCUUCGGCGCUGUCAUCCUCGGCUAUGGUAUGACUUGGGCCCCCCUAGCGUCCGAUUUCCUAAUCCUCAUCGAUGCUUACAUUGGUUUCCUUCCGCUCCUGCAGACCGCCUACAUUCCCGCACAGACUAAAAGCCUCAAGGUCUUCUUAGCCACCUACCUCGGCCUCAACGUCCCUCUCAUCCUGCUGCAAUGUCUCGGUGCAUGUGUGCAGGUGGGCGCGAAGGCCAUACCUGCAUGGUCAGACGGCUACGCGGCAGCUGGGCUGGGAGGCCUGCUAGAUGCUGUCAUGCAUCCGCUGAAGGGGUUUAGGAAAGUAGUUCUGGUCAUUCUCGCGCUGGGCAUAUCUUCCAACAACGCACCCACCAUCUACAGCUGCGCCUUGACUCUGCAGACCUUCCUCCCGCAACUCGUCUGCGUUCCCCGCUUCCUCCUGUCUACCGUCGCCACGGGCAUCUACCUGCCCAUAGCCAUAGUGAUUGCGACGCGCUUCGAGGACGCCCUCAACAACUUUCUGUCGUGUCUCGGCUACUGGUCUGCCUUGUUCGCGGGUGUGCUGAUAACAGACCACCUCCUGUUCAAAAGAGGCGACUUCACCGCGUACAACACUUCCCACUGGGAUAGCCCUCAUAAGCUGCCGUAUGGUGGGGCGGCUCUCCUCGCGGGUGCUGUCGGCGCCGGCGUCGUCGUCGUCUCGAUGGCUCAGGUCUGGUGGACUGGCCCACUCGCAGCGCUCAUUGGCGCUGGUGGUGACAUUGCAACAGAGCUCGGCUUCGUCGUCGCCGCUUUGUCUUACAUCCCUCUCAAAUGGUUGGAAAUGAAGCUGAAGCUAGAUAGGAGUGUCAUUAGAUAG